This is a messenger RNA of Penicillium samsonianum, 1719 nucleotides long. RefSeq names its product MDR family MFS transporter. The record is from RefSeq and is a predicted model, not a curated record. Gene Ontology annotation, biological process: transmembrane transport. The transcript is spliced from 2 exons. The coding region runs from base 1 to 1719 and encodes 572 amino acids. Lineage: Eukaryota; Fungi; Ascomycota; Eurotiomycetes; Eurotiales; Aspergillaceae. Gene Ontology annotation, molecular function: transmembrane transporter activity.
AUGGUAGAGGAAACAGAGUCCGAGCCUCGAGAGGAAAAUGGGCUGCGAGGGGAGGAGGGCAGUGAGGAAGCGAUCGCCAAGCCUCCGCCAAUGAAAAGAGGGUUCCAGUUCUGGACUAUAAUCUUUACACUCUGUGUGACCGGUCUCCUAGGGGCACUCGAGAAUACGGUGGUUUCGACUUCAAUGCCAACAAUUGUGGAGGACCUGAAUAUUGGCGAAAACUAUAUCUGGAUCACGAAUGCCUUCUUCCUCACUAGUGCAGCGGUUCAGCCCCUAUUUGGGCAGCUAGCUAAUGUCUUCGGUCGUCGAUGGUUGACGAUGUUUAUCGUCGCUGUCUUCACCCUGGGAAGCGGCAUCUGUGGUGGCGCAAAUGGCGCGAACAUGCUCAUCAUUGGACGCGCCGUUCAAGGAAUUGGAAGUGGUGGUAUCAAUAUGAUCGUCGACGUGAUCGUCUCGGAUCUCGUUCCAUUGCGUGAGCGCGGGAAUUUCAUCGCCAUCGUGCUCACCGUGUACUCGAUUGGCAGCUCGAUGGGCCCCUUUGUAGGAGGAAUCAUUGUCCAGCGAACAACUUGGAGAUGGGUCUUCUAUAUCAACCUACCUGUUGGCGGGUUUUCGCUGGUGCUUCUGUUCCUAUUUCUACACACUAACUAUCAGCGCGAUACAACGUUUUCCCAGAAGGUCAAGCGUAUCGACUAUAUCGGCAAUAUCCUCAUCAUGGGGGCUACGGCAGCGGUACUCUGUGCAUUGACAUACGGGGGCUCACGCUAUGCAUGGAGCUCGUGGCGGAUUAUCGUGCCGUUGGUGCUAGGACUUGUUGGGCUGGUUAUAUUUAUGAUCUUCGAACAAUCCCGGUUCUGUCGGGAGCCUGUGGUACCACCGCGCCUAUUCAAAAACCGAACCUCCCUCGUGGUCUUCAUCAACACAUACUUGUUCACGGUUCUCCUCUACUGGGUGCUGUUCUUCAUCCCGGUUUACUUCCAGGCUAUUUUGGGGUCUUCGCCAGCCCGAGCGGGUGUUCAAAUGCUGCCUAUUACCCUCGUUGCGAUCCCCGGCGCCGUGAUUGCAGUUAUCAUCCUCUCAAAGUUUGGAAAGUACAAAGCCCUUCACAUGGUAGGGUUCAUCAUCCUCACGUUGGGUAUGGGCCUAUUUGCCUACCUCGAUCGCUACUCCUCCGAUGCGGAGUGGAUUAUUUUCCAAAUUAUUGCCGCGCUUGGAUCUGGUAUGGUCCUAAACACCUUGCUCCCGGCCUUCCAAGUCCCCAUUGCAGAGUCGGAUCAGGCGGCAGCCACGGCAACCUGGGCAUUCAUGCGGAGCUUCGGCAAUAUAUGGGGGGUGGCUAUUCCCGCUAGCAUCUUCAACAAUCAGUUCAACAAGUAUGCCUAUCGCAUUUCAGAUGCUAGCGUGCGACAACUACUCUCCAAUGGCCACGCCUACCAGCACGCGUCCGAUACGUUUAUUGACAGCCUGAAGGAUCCUAUGAAGAGCGAGGUUAUGGGGGUAUUUUCUGACUCCCUUAAACUUGUCUGGUUCGUAUCGAUUGCUUUCUGCGGUCUUGCUUGCAUAUUGGUGAUCUUUGAAAAAGAGGUACCUUUGCGCAAAGAGCUUGAUACAGAUUAUGGCAUGGUGGAAAAAGACGCUAUUCAGGCAAAGAAAGGGGAUAUUCCCGACGUUGAAAAAGCAGGCGCAGACACAUCAGACACAUCGCAGACAUUAGGGUAA